Tinamus guttatus (white-throated tinamou) is the source of this 715-nucleotide messenger RNA. The record is from RefSeq and is a predicted model, not a curated record. NCBI's taxonomy places the organism in Eukaryota, Metazoa, Chordata, Aves, Tinamiformes, Tinamidae.
AUGAGGAGUGCAACCUGUGGUGGAACAGUGACCGGACAAACAGGCACCAUUGAAAGUGUGGGGUAUCCUGACCUUCAUUACGAAGAUAACCUGCGGUGUGAAUGGUUUCUGCAAGGACCCAGGGGCCACUAUCUUACCAUCACAGUAGAAGGCCUAGAUAUUCAGAACUCCUCUGAGUGUGCAAACGAUUUUGUGGAGAUCCGAGAAUACAACGCCUCUGGAAAUGUGUUGGGCAGGUACUGUGGUAAUACUCUCCCUGAUGCUGUGGACACCUCUGACAGUUUUGCUUAUGUCAAGUUUGUCACUGAUGGAUCAGUCAAUGCCCGAGGAUUCAGACUGCGCUUUGAUUCCAGUUCUGAAGAGUGUGGUGGGGAUUUUACUGCCCCCAUUGGAACGUUUACUUCGCCCAACUAUCCUAACCUGUACCCGCAUAAUCGAGUGUGUGAAUGGAGGAUCACAGUGGAAGAAGGCCGACGUGUCACCCUAACCAUUAAUGAUAUGAAAACUGAGGAGCACUGGAGGUGCUCAUCAGAUUAUGUGGCUGUUUACAAUGGCCUCAGACCAGAUUCCCCCCGACUGGCUAAGCUGUGUGGCGAGAGUAAUCCAGGCACUCAGGUGAAAUCUUCUGGAAACACAAUGAGAGUAGUUUUGGUGACAGAUACGUCCGGUACAGCCAGAGGCUUCAGUGUCUCAUACACAUCUAAUGAAGAUGCAG